AUGCCCAUCCCUACUGAUAAGUUCACUGUAGGGAAUUAUGUGUUAUUGAGAGUUUCACCGAUGAAAGGAGUCAUGAGGUUUGGUAAGAAGGGCAAGUUGAGUCCAAAGUUUAUAGGACCUUAUGAGGUCACAGAGAAGGUAGGAAAGGUGGCCUACCGACUAGCACUACCCAAUGAGUUGGGCAAGGUCCAUGAUGUGCUUCAUAUCUUGCAGCUGAAGCGAUAUGUUCCGGAUAAGUCGCAUGUGCUAGAUCCCGAGCCCUUAGACCUUGAUGAGAAUUUGUCUUAUGAGGAGAAGCCUAUCGAGGUCUUAGAUUCUAAGUUGCGCAGUACGAGGAGAAAAGAUAUAAAGAUGGUGAAAGUUCUAUGGUCUAACCAGCGCACACAGGAGGCGACAUGGGAAACUGAGGAUUCCAUGCGUGAGAAAUACCCACUCCUUUUUCCCGAGAUUGAGUAUCUUUUUGUUAAUAGUGUCAAUAAAGUCACGAUCUUUGAGUUAAUUCCUUAG
Messenger RNA from Amaranthus tricolor (Joseph's coat), 507 nucleotides. RefSeq lists its product as uncharacterized. NCBI's taxonomy places the organism in Eukaryota, Viridiplantae, Streptophyta, Magnoliopsida, Caryophyllales, Amaranthaceae. The record is from RefSeq and is a predicted model, not a curated record. The coding region runs from base 1 to 507 and encodes 168 amino acids. The transcript is spliced from 2 exons.